CCAUCCAGGCUACCAGAACACCCCGAUUCGAUAAAUAUGGAAACCCAAUCUCGUCUCAACUCGCGCGAUAGAGUGGGGAAGGCUAAUAACUCUUGAUUAGUGUCCACACGCACAAACUUCAGCACAUUUGUCUCAAGUAAGAUCCGUGUUGUAUAGCUGAAAAUGAAUAAGAGAUAUUCGACCUGCUGGGUAGUGAAAAUUGUCCUGCGACGUUAGUCAAAAGAACAAAUCCUACGGCCAGUCGAAUACCCUCAGCGCCACAAUGAAGAUCACACUCCAACAACUCACACUCCUCGCCCUGCAAGGUCUACACCAAGCCAACGGACACUACUUUGGUCCAAACUGGGACUACUCAGGCGAGACCGCAAUGUGUGGCCGCAACGCUACACUCCCUCUCUUCGGCAUCGAAACGCUCAAGCUCGAGGCAGGCAGUACUAUUGGGUUUGCGGCGAUGUCAUUGCGCGAUGAGAAGGAGCAUGAGAAUCUCGGUGAGAUGAACUUCACGAUCCCGGCAUCGACACCGCCUGGGAAAUAUCUCUUCCGAGCGGAGCACUUGAACAUCAACUCCGCGUAUAAAGUCACCGAGAUGUACAUCAACUGCGCGCAUAUCGAAGUUACGGGAUCAGGAUCAGGGACGCCUGGACCGGUUACCAAGUUUCCUGGGGCUUUCGAUGCUAGAGAUCCUGGUAUUUGGUUGCCUGGUCCGAUGAUGAGACCUGUGGAGCCGUUGGAUGAGCUAAAGAAUUGGCAGGGUGCUGGACCGGCAGUCUGGCGGGGGUGAGAAGGAUGCGCAUAUCUUACUUUGUAGCCGACCUGGAAAUAAGAAAAGACUAAUUGAAUUAAGGAAUUGAAGACUAU
Periconia digitata is the source of this 858-nucleotide messenger RNA. The record is from the annotation of a GenBank genome assembly. Lineage: Eukaryota; Fungi; Ascomycota; Dothideomycetes; Pleosporales; Periconiaceae.